AUGGCAAGAGGCAAUCGUACCACAAUGACAGAAUUUGUCCUCAUGGGAUUUAUAGACCGUCCUGAGCUCCAGCUCCCCCUCUUUGUGGUGUUCCUGGUGAUUUACCUCAUCACCCUGGUGGGAAACCUUGGCAUGAUCCUGCUCAUCGAGGUGGAUCCACAGCUCCACACACCCAUGUACUAUUUCCUCAGUCACCUGGCAUUCAUUGAUCUUUGUUACUCAUCUUCCAUUGGGCCUAAAAUGCUGCAAAAUUUGUUGGUGAAGAAGAAAACCAUCUCCUUUUCAGGCUGUUUUGCUCAGCUGUAUUUCUCCAGUGCUUUUUCCACUACUGAAUGCUUCCUUUUGGCCACAAUGGCCUAUGACCGCUACAUGGCUAUCUGCAACCCCCUGAUUUACACGGCCAUUAUGACGCAGCGGGUCUGCAAGGAGUUGGUAGUAGGGGUCUAUACCUAUGGCUUUCUAAACUCUGUGAUACAGACAGUUCUGACUUUCCAGUUGUCCUUUUGCGACUCCAAUGUCAUCCACCACUUCUACUGCGCUGACCCCCCUCUCCUUGCUCUCUCCUGCUCUGACACCCACAACAAAGAAAAGCAGCUCUUUAUCUUCUCUGCAGUGAAUCUCACUGGCUCCUUCCUCAGUGUCCUCAUCUCCUACAUCUGCAUCCUCUUUUCUGUUAUAAAAAUCCAGUCAUCCGAGGGCAAGUGCAAAGCAUUUUCCACCUGUUCCUCCCACCUCACUGUGGUCAUCAUCUUCUAUGGAACACUGUUUUUCAUGUACCUGGAGCAACCUAAAGCAGGGAAUUCAUGGAAGUACAACAAAGUGGUCUCUGUGUUUUAUAGUCUUGUAAUCCCCAUGCUCAACCCCCUGAUCUACAGCCUGAGAAAUGGGGAAGUAAAGGACACCCUGAAAAAAAUGCUACAGGGCAAAGAGUCAUAG
Galeopterus variegatus (Sunda flying lemur) is the source of this 936-nucleotide messenger RNA. RefSeq names its product olfactory receptor 1030-like. Gene Ontology annotation, biological process: G protein-coupled receptor signaling pathway; sensory perception of smell. Gene Ontology annotation, cellular component: membrane. NCBI's taxonomy places the organism in Eukaryota, Metazoa, Chordata, Mammalia, Dermoptera, Cynocephalidae. The record is from RefSeq and is a predicted model, not a curated record. Gene Ontology annotation, molecular function: olfactory receptor activity; G protein-coupled receptor activity; odorant binding. Bases 1 to 936 code for a protein of 311 amino acids. The transcript has a single exon.